Rosa rugosa (rugosa rose) is the source of this 5491-nucleotide messenger RNA. RefSeq lists its product as uncharacterized. Gene Ontology annotation, biological process: DNA transposition. NCBI's taxonomy places the organism in Eukaryota, Viridiplantae, Streptophyta, Magnoliopsida, Rosales, Rosaceae. Gene Ontology annotation, molecular function: DNA binding; transposase activity; zinc ion binding. Bases 1006 to 3369 code for a protein of 787 amino acids. The record is from RefSeq and is a predicted model, not a curated record. The transcript has 11 exons.
CCUAUCCCAGAUCUGGAGCUAAACCUUCUAUCUUCAUCUCUCUCAUCGACAUCCUCUCCAAAACAGCAACAUAUAUACCCAGAUUUAGUGAGAACCCAUUUCAACAAGCUGUCGAAAUUAGAAGGUUGACGUGUUAGCAUCAUGGCUGGGGCGCCAAUCGAGGACUGGAUACCUCGAAUGCAAAGUGAAGCAGAAGAAAUCCCCAAUUAUGUACACCCAGAGUAUUUCACCAUCAAGGUAUAUCAUGGUGGAUAUAUAGCACACACAGAGAACAAGUAUGUAGGAGGAACCAUAAGCUAUUACGACAAUGUGGACAAGGACAGAAUGUCUUUGACUGAGGUUGAUGGGAUGGUUAGGGGCAUAAAUCCCAAAUAUGCUGGUACACGCAUUGAUUACUAGUUCUCCAUAGGUUCUGAGGAUGAUGCGAUGACAAAGAUUAACAAUGACCAGGAUGUGAUAACCAUGUGCUGCAUGGUGCCUGAGGUUAGAGUGGUCAUUCUUUAUCUAGACCAUUUGGAACUGGAUCCUAAUUAUGAGGGUUUAGAAGAUCUGUUCAUGUAUGAGGAACAAGCACCUGCUUCGGGUUUCAGUCAAGCAGGGUCAAGUGGUGUUGUCAUAGAGGAGCUCCUUGACUCACCCAAAAAGAAGAGCUCUGUCAAGAUUGAGGAGCUGCCAGAUUCACCAACAAACCCUCCUGUGGAAGAUAGGUUAGGGUGUAAAGCUAGAAGAUUCAAAGUGUGUGCACAGAGACAAAAGUUUAAGCCAAGUGAGUUGAAGAUCCUGGACUGUGAAGAUGAGGUGCCAACUCAAGCUAGCAGAGCUCCAACUGAAGCUACUGAUAAAGGCAAGAAUAAAGUUGAGUUUGAACCUGUCAGUGAGGAAGAGCAUAUUGAAGAUGAUGGUUGGAUCCAAGAAGAUGAUGGAGUUUUUGAAGAUGAUGAUGCUGAGGAUGAGGAAUAGGCUUUUUCUGAUGAUGACUCAUGUGAUGAUGAUUACAAUCCUGCUAUGGAAGAUGAUGAAUAUGCUGCUUACGGGGUGGAAGAUGAUUUCUUGUUUGACUGGUUGACAGAAGAGGAAGGAGGAGCUGCUCAAGUGGUUGGUACUAGCAGAGCAGAUGGUUCUAUUGCUGAAGUGAUGGAGAACCAAAACGGCAGUAAUGCCAGUGAUGCCUGUGGAGACAAUGAGGACAUGUUUCAAGCUGUGGACUCAGAUGAAAAAGGCAUAGGGCAUGAAGCCAACUCUGAUGAUGAAGCUGUUGAACCUAGAUUUGUAGAGUUCAACCCAAAGACUGAUUUGAGCAACCCCCAGUUCUGUAAGGGCAUGAAGUUUGCUUCUGCCAAAAUUCUUAGGGCUGCUGUGAGAGAAAAAGCUAUCCAAAAAGGUUGGGAAGCAGUUUUUUUGAAAAGUGACAAACUUAGGGUCAGGGUGAUCUGCAAGGCUGAUGAUUGCCCAUUUGAAUUAUUUGCAUCUAAGAUGCAGCAUGAAGAUACCUUAAUGAUCAAGACUUACCAUGGAGGGCACACCUGUGCAAGGGUAUGUGAGAACAGCAUGGUUAGAACCCCAUAUCUAACAGAAAGGUUUGCUGAACAAAUCAAGUUGAAUCCAGACAUAUCAACAGAGUCUCUUGCCCAAACCAUGUCAGUUGCUGUGAGAGCAAAAGUUUCUUUCCAACAAGCAUAUAGAACAAAGAGGGCUGCUUUGAAGUUGCUGGAGAGGUCAAUCAAUGAGCAAUUUGCAAGGGUCAGGGAUUAUGCUGAGGAGCUAAAAAGGGUGGAUCCACACACUACUGUGGAUAUAAAAUGUGAUUUCAACAACCCCCAACAGGCCCCUGUUUUUAAAAGGAUGUACAUUUGUCUUGGUGCAUUGAAGAUGGGGUUUAGGGCUGGAUGUAGACCAAUAUUGAGGCUGGAUGGAUGCCAUCUGAAGAGUGCUUAUGGGAGUCAGUUGUUGACAGUAGUAGGGUUGGAUGCCAACAACACUACAUGGGUCCUUGCAUAUGCUAUGGUUGAAAUGGAGAGUAAGGAUUCUUGGUUGUGGUUUCUGAGAUUAUUGGUGGAUGAUUUACAUAUCUGUGGGGAUGGGAAUGGGUGGACAUUUAUAUCUGACAAGCAAAAGGGGCUAAUACCUGCCUGUGAAGAGGUGAUGCCACUUGCUGAUCACAGAUUCUGUGUGAGACACUUGUGGACUAACUUCAACAAGCUAUACCCAGGGGAAGUGAUGAAGGAUCAGCUGUGGUCAUGCGCCAAGUCCACAACCAUGGCAUAUUUCUGGAAAGAAAUGGUUCUGAUGAAGCAAUUGGAUCCCAAGGCUUAUGACUGGUUGAAUGAUCCUAGAAGACCAGCUAAGCAAUGGUCCAGGUCUCACUUUGGAACAACUCUGAAAUGUGAUGUUCUCCUCAACAAUCUCUGUGAAAGCUUCAAUGCUUUCAUUUUGCCAUCGAGAGCCAAACCUGUGAUAUCUUGCUUUGAAGAUAUCAGGAUUAAGAUGAUGAAGAGGAUUGCCAUGAGGAAGGAAAAAAUCAGCAAAGUUGUGGACACUAUCUGCCCCAAGCCUAGGGAAAUUUUGGAAAAGAAUAAAGUUAAGGCAGCCACAGAUUGUAUUCCUUAUGGUUCUGGAAGUCCUCAGAUUGAGGUAGAGAGCAUUGGAGGAAGCAGAUAUAUAGUUGAUCUGAGUAGAAGGACCUGUGCAUGUAGGAGAUGGGAUCUUACUGGUAUCCCAUGCAAGCAUGCUAUAGCUGCCAUAAACUUCAUGAGACACAAGCCUGAAGAUUAUGUGGAUGCUUGCUACCUCACUAGUACCUACAUGGCCACUUAUUCAAACACAGUCAAACCUGUCAAUGGGAUGGACCUGUGGAAGCAGAGUGAUGAACCUACCAUCCUCCCACCUCAGUACAACAGGCAGCAUGGUAGGCCAAGGACAAAAAGGGUAAAGGAUGCAUCUGAGAAGGAGACUGAUGGCCCCAAGCUUGGAAGGGUUCAUAAAUCUCUAAAGUGUAGCAAUUGUGGAGUUUUGGGUCACAAUGUGACAACUUGCCAUAGGCACCUGCCCCCUAAGACAAAAGCACCUACUGUGUCCAAGAAAAGAAAGCUAAACAGUGGAGAGGGCUCAUCUGUUCCAACUAAGGCUAAGGGAGCCAAACAGCCCCCAAAGACAAAGAAUGAGCUCAGAGAAAAGGCAAAGCUUAGAGCAGCAAAGCUGAAGAAAAAAAGGGAGGAAAAGAAGGCAGGAGCAAAUGCAUCAGGUGCUAGAGCUGCAACCAGCAACAGUAAAGCUGCUGCUGGAACCAGCAAGGUUAAAGCAGCUGCUUCUGCAACUGGAUCAACAAGGUCAUCUGUCAGAAUCAGACAAAAUGCAAAGGCUAGAAAAUAGAGGAAUUGGAGUAUGUGAUUAGCGUCCAAGGUCAGGAUAUUAGAGAUGCAUAUUGCCCACUUUUGUGCAACCUUGUGCUGUGUCACAAGGUUGCUAGUUCUAAUCUUUUGCAAAGAUGAUUAGGGCUAAUCUUUUGUGGACCUUAUUCCAAACUGAGAUUUUUUGGGUAGUUUGGAUGUAAAAUAGAUUUAUGCAUCUAUAGGGGUGCUAAUUACGAACAUGAUUUCCAUUUCUAUUGAAUAUCUUAUUUUGGUACAAAUGUGAUAUUUUCUAGGUUUUAAGCAUACCCAUUUAAUUUUUGGUUUUUGGCAGUACCCAUUUAAUUUUUGGUUUUGGACAUACCCUUUUUGGUGGAUGCAUGCUGAUUUUUUGGAUUCAUCAAACCAUUGGGAUAAUUAUAAAAUUUGGAGGGAAAGUCCUUCAAAUGUCCAUUGUGCCCCUUCUUCUGAGUUUCAGCCACCAAUGGUGGGGCCCUGUGUCGGUGCCACGUCAUGAGUUAACACCCGAAAUGGAUGGAGAUCUCGGGAUUGGACACGGAAGAGGAAUCUUGAGAGUACAGGGGUGUUCUUGAUGAAUUUUAAAGAUCAUGGACUAACAUGAUUUUCGACCUUAAGUUGGAGGAGGCAAAGUGAAAUUAGUCCUUACUUUAAUUAUGCUUGUAUUUAAUGAUAUUCUGGUGACCUUUUCAUAUAUGAUCCUGGUUCCAAGUUAUAUACUUAACUUGCAUUUGAGUAGGUACGUUGAGGAGGAAGACCUCAUGAGGUUCAUGAUUGAGAAAGAGGUAGAAGUUGCAUUUAUGCUGAUUGACGUAGCACAAACCAGAUGAAUUGAUAAAAGAGCUCUAAUAGAUUGGGUGGCACUGAUGGCAAUUCCCACUCUCGAUCCAGCCUUUGUCUCUUCCUAAUUCCAGAAAGAGCGGUAUUUUUCUUUUAUUCUCUACCGAUUUACAAUUUAGUUGUUUCCAUGAACAAUUAUAUUUGGUUGAAAGAACUGAAAAUUGUUCAAGGUGCUUCAAGGGUCGAAGUGGAACUUUAAGUUUGAAGCUUUCCUACCCCUAUUGGUACAUUACAUGCUUUGUAGUUUGUCAGGGGGAAAUGAAGUGAAUUAAAAAACAAUGUUCUUGCUGAGAUCACACUGAAUUUAAUUUGUGCUUAUUGGGUUUACAUGUUGAACUCGUUUUUCUUAUUAAGUUGCAGUAAAUUGUCAUUCUCCCAUGAGAGAUGAGAUCUAAUGCAAAAAAAAAAAAAAAAAAAAAAAAAAAAAAAAAUUUGGUCUAUUGAGUUCACCAAAAGUUCGAGAGUUUUGAUCAACUAAUCCCCUCCUUUAUUUCUAUCUUCCUAUAUCGGCAAAUGGAGGAGCAAUUCAAGACAUUGAUUGUCCUAUCUCAUUAUUUGGAGGUGCUUUCUUUACUGGAUAAUUGGAUAUGUAGAUCCAUCAGCUAUGCAGUUCCUAAAACUCUAGUUCUUUACUGUAAUUACAUUACAAAUAGACCAUCCUCAAAGCUAAAAAAUCCUCUUCAUUGUCCGCCAUACUAAGCAAGCUCGAGACUCCACAACUCCCAAAAGCUCUCAAGUACAGUUUAUCUCAUUCUCUGAUGUUGAGUACCUAGAAUCCGCCGUUUUCCGAUGGGCAAGGGUUUGUUUGAGAAUGAGAAAGCACACAAAGUUAAUUCUUCAACAUUGGCUUGAAGCUAUUGAUCCAGACCAUUAGUAUGGACACAAUUUACACAUGACCUACGAUUUAUGAUGUGAAAGUGAGAGCAGCCAGCCUUUCUUCUUCUGACGGAUACCCAUCUGAAUUGUGGGAAGGCACUACUGGAAAUGCUAUUAUGUAUUUAUGUUCCCCUGCCAUCAUAUGUUGCAAAAGACUUGGGACUAUGUUCAAAAGCCGUGAUGGGUCCUGCUGGAAUCUGUUUGCUGUGUUUUUGAACAUUUGGUGGAACUAUGGGCUUAUUUGGGAAGAGAAAUGAUUGAAGAAUGUCACUGUGUUAUGUUUGUGUACUGGUAGCUUCUUCUUUUUUUGAGGCAACAUUUUACUGAUCUUUGGCUGUAAUUAAAGAGUUGGUGUAUGAAAAGCAAUUGGAUAGGCAAGAAAUGGAUGACUUGCUGCAGAUGGUACUAGC